CGGACGGGGGAGGAGGAGGAGACGGCGGCCACCGCCAGCAGCAGCGCGGAGGAACAGGGAAGCUCUGUUUCCCUCUGGCGUUUGCGUCCGGGAAGGCUCCUCGCUGCCAGUUCCCCACUCCCUGGCGAAGUUUUCCAAGGUGUGGUUUCAAAGGGCAGCCUCCCAUCCCUCUGGCGCUCCGUGCCGGGCUCCCGCUGAGCCCCAGGGGAAGCAGGAGGAGGAGGAGGAGGAGGGAAGGAAGGAAGGAGAGAGAGAGAGGGAGGGAGAGGGAAGUUCAGAGCGGACCGUCUGGGCGCGCGAGGGCAGCAGCCGCAGCCGGGGAAGGAGGCGAAGAAUGCAGGGCUGCUGCCUCCCAGGGCGGCGGGACGGCGCGCUCCGUCGGCGUGGGGGCGACAGCCCUUGCCGCCGCCUCUGAGCGCGCUCUGCCCCUCCGCCGCCGCCACAGGUGAGACGGGCGGGCGGCUGCCUUUGCCUGCGCGCCUCGGCGGGGGCGCUUUCCUUCGCGCGCCGCCGGAAAAGACUUCCAAGCUCCUCCACCUGGAGCCUGCAGCCUCAGCCGCCUCGGAGAGGAAUGGACGGCCAGACGUGCGCGGCACCGGCUCGCCUCCCUCCUUCCGGACGGAAAGCCAAGCCAAAAGCUCCUCGUCCUCCAUCUGAGACAAGGAUCACUGACUGUUCUUCUUUUGAUGAUUCAGAAUUAACUAACUUCACCAUGGAGCAAAAAGAAAACAUAAUCGACAGAGACAUUGAGCUGUCUGUGGUUCUCCCAGGUGAUGUGAUCAAGUCUACUACUGUUAAUGGCAGCAAACCAAUGAUGGACUUACUGGUAUACCUUUGUGCACAAUACCGUUUGAAUCCUGCCAGCCAUACCAUAGACCUGAUGACAGUCGAGAAAAAGCAGAUCAAAUUCAAACCAAAUACACCCAUUGGGAUGCUUGAAGUUGACCAAGUGAUUUUAAAGCCAAAACAGAUGGAUAAAAAGAAGCCUACUCCUGUCAUCCCAGAGCAAACCGUGAGAGUCGUUGUAAACUACAAGAAGACACAGAAAACUAUUGUCAGAGUUAAUCCUCAUGCACCACUGCAAGAUAUCAUGCAAAUCAUUUGCAGCAAAUGUGACUUCGACCCUUUACACACUCUGUUACUGAAGACUUACCAAUCUCAGGAAACUCUUGACUUGACCAAAUCCCUGAAUGAGCUUGGGCUCAGAGAAUUAUAUGCUAUGGAUGUCAGCAGAGUCACACCGACUGCUGAAUUCAGCUUUUCAUCUUUACAGGACUCUUGCCAAAACUCGCAAAAUUCAGAUAUUUUGAAGGAAAAAGAAAAUAAAGGAUUCUUCAGCUUUUUUCAGAGAAGCAAGAAGAAACGAGAACAGACUGCCAGCGCUCCUGCAACUCCAUUAAUGAAUAAGCCAAGACCAACUUUUGGCAUGAGAGCUAAUACAAUCUCCAAGCAGUAUGACUCAAAUACCCUUCCCUCUGAAAUGCCGAAGAAGCGACGAGCGCCCUUGCCUCCAAUGCCUGCUUCCCAGAGUGUGCCCCAGGAUCUUGCACAAACCCAGGGCAGACCCAUGACAUGCGUGGUGAAAUCCAGCAGUGUGGAUGAAACUGAUAAGGGACUUUCGGGAAUAGGAAUAGUGAGGACAGGCUCUCUUCAGCUCAGUGGCACAUCUUCCGUCAAUUCUUCUCUGAGGCGAGCAAAGCGCAAAGCCCCAACGCCACCUCCCAGAAAAUUGCAAGGCCAAAGUGACAACAGCAUUGAGACAGGAUCAGAGUCUGCAGAAUCAAUUCAUGCAGAAGGCAGCAUCAAAGGAAGUUACUCAGAAGCACUGUCUCCAACAGGCAAUGUAAUUGAUCUAACUGGGACCACAGUGUCAACAACAAAUGCCUCGUGCAGCUUGGAGCCAACCAAUCAUGACCAAAACAAUGCGCUGCAAGUCCCAGAUGAAACUAAUCUGGCUAAUGCUGAUAAUCCCGAUGAAUCUGAAGUGUCUCUUAAAUCCGACAUAGGCUCUGAAUAUAGUCUAGAAGAGAUAGAUGAGAAGGAAGAAAUGCAUGAAGAAAGUGCAGGGGCUCCUCUCACUAUGCCAGAGGCCCCCAUCUCCUUCAGUACUCCUGAAAUUCCACGGGGUGUUCAGAAAAACGAGCCUGCUUCGUUGGCUUCAGAUCCUAGAACUGGGCGUGAUGAUACUCUGCAAGACUCAAAUGAAGCAGCAGAAAAUAAGACUGCACGUGACAAAGCUCAACAUAGUCAAGUAUUCAUUGCAAAUAUUACACUUGGCAGUGCUAAGCCACUUGGAGCAUUGCAGCCAAAUGCAAGCAAUGGUCACAGUGACGCAAAAUUUCUUCCUCCAACAGAAGAAAGUAAUAUUGAUGUGAGAGAAAGUAACAAGCUUGAAUCAUUGAACUGCCAAGCAUAUCAAAAUGACAUAGUCGUAAAUCAGGAAUGCAGCCCUCAAGCAUGUCUAGGGGUGCAAGAUAAAAAAUGGGAUCAGUCCAUUGUGGAGACAGUAAAGACUCAGGAUGUUGCAAUUCAGGCAACCCCACCCAAUGGUAAUUUGGGUCAGACUGAAGUAAGGGAGAGUACUGGUCCUCAAGGCUGCCAACUGGUCACACGCAAAGAUUCAACUCACCUGCACAAAUCAGCUCAGGAGAACCAACCCUCAGGGUUCCUCAGCAGGGUACAUGAGACCGUAGGAACUAUGACAGAGUUCAACCAACAGAGGGAACAAUCGGCACAUGACAGAGCAAAUUCUAACGACAACCAAUAUAACACAAUUGAAAAGGAUAGCCCCAUUUUACCACAGAAAGUCAUGAAAAGCCCUGCUAGUUCUCCUCCAAAAGGUUACCCACCUCACUGGCAAGACUCUAAACCUAAACCUAAACCUUCCAAUGAGAUUACAAGAGACUACAUACCCAAAGUUGGAAUGACUACCUAUAAAAUAGUGCCUCCAAAAUCUCUGGAGAUAGUGAAGAAUUGGGAGUCCGACACGGCGGAGGAUCGGGAAGCGGCCCACUUGCACAUGUCUCCCAAGGAGAAUUCCCAGGAAUUUGGUACGCAAACAGAAAUGCUUAAUAACUCCAAAAGCCUGAGCCCAACAGGACCUGUUUUUAGACAUGAAGUUACGUUGCUAGGGAACGAUUCGCUGCAUAAAACAUACAGUGCUGAUAAUGCCACAGUUCCUCUCCCUAAUGCCGAAGGCAGGAAAAUGGAAGUGGAGCAUUACAGACCUGGUCCACAACAUGUUGCAGCUCCAUUUGUGCUAAGUACGGAGAAGAAAAGUCCGCCCCCACCGGUGCAAGAAAAACCAAGGAUCUUAAGUCCUACAGCAAAACCAAGCAACUUCUAUUUACAGAUGCAAAAGAGGGCUUCUUCUCAUUAUGUAACGUCUGCGAUUGCAAGAAGCAAUUCCAUUAGUAGCCCUACGCAAAACGAAGCUAAGAGUAUGGAGCCAGAAAAAAAGUUGGCCUCGCCAGAUCAUACUUCUUUUCCAUUUCCUAGGACAGUUACUGUUCCUUCUCAAUUAGUAGAGGAAAAGACUGAAAACGGACACAGCGAGGAAAAGACAAAAGUCACCACUCCUCCUGUAACACUGCCCAAACCUCUGAAUUCCCCCUGCUCCCAGCCUCCUCCAUUAAAUCUGAAAACCCUGAGGACUUUCGUUUUGCCGCAACCGUAUUCCACCUCCAGGCCGUCACCUUUUGCUCUUGCUGUAUCUUCAGCAGUUAGGAGGUCGCAGUCGUUCAGCAAAACAUGUGCACCCAGUGCGCCCAGGCCACUGAAAGAGCAAUUGUCCCUUGACCUUUCCUCAUCAGUGUCCAACACGGAGAUAAAGAACCAUUCUCCUCUACAGAGCCCAACUGGACAGGUGCAGCAGAAUUUUACAGACAAGAAAAAUAAUUGUGCAACCAAUGAGCAAAAUAGGCAGGUGCCCUCUUUAUCUGGCCACCCAACAACUGCCGUCUGUCAGAGAGGGAUUGCUACGGCUCUCCAGCGCCCUGACCCGGAACAGAUCCACCAGAGCUUGCUGGCUGCAAUCCGCUCGGGAGAAGCUGCUGCCAAAUUGAGAAGGGUUGCGCCUCCAUCAAAUACAGUUGCCAUUAACGGAAGAUCCAGUCUCAAUUCCUCAGUGUCCGUAGAAGCAAGAUACAACAAUCACUAGGACUUCGUACCAAAUAUUUUGCACUUUAUCCACUACUGCAUAAAACUAUGGUUAAUUGCAUAUUGCUGAGGACUGUGUGUAAAUGCAAGGUUGCGAUGGUAUAUAUUGCCAAGUGAAGCACAGAAACUUCAUGGAAGUCCUGAAAGAGUUAUUAGAAUAGAUAUAAUUUAUAGCAAUAUUUUUUUCGCCCUUUUAAAGCUGAAACUGCUGCUUCAGAACGCAUAACAUGGCAUAAAAGUUUCGUUCUUUUGCUGCUGUGAUCUGGUAAUGUUGAUUUCCACUUUAACCUUAAUUAAUGAUGUUUAGCAAUAUGUUGUAUGAUGCUAAUGUAUGAAGCUCUUAGCUGCCUAAUAAUAUUGUUCACAAAUGCAUGAAUUUACAUGCACAGUUCUGACACCUGUUGCCUUGGAAAUUUACUGCUGUACUCUCUAGAAAUGCAGUUGGGCAAGUUUCCUUUCCUUCUGCUAAAAAUGCAGGACAAGAUCCAUCCAAAGUCAUGCUGCUUCAGAAUCCCAUCAAUUGCUUAAGUUCUGUGUUCAAAUCAGUAGGGUUUAAAAGUGCUGAACUCUGGCUGGAUCAUGUCUUUUUAGGAUUAGCAUUAUCGGUCUUUGUAUAUUUUCCAGUACCAAAGUGAAGAAAUAAAAUAGAAGUUGAGUUUUCUUAUAAAUACUAGCACUGUUAUACGGUGUCUUCAUGCACACUAGAAAGUGCCUUAACUGCUGUAACAAGGCUGAUGAAAUCACAGUUGUUUUCCAAAGGCAGUAACUUGGUCAGCAUCCCAGGCCUCUAUAGAAGAAUCUGAACAGCAUGUCAAGAGUACUUUUUAGCAACCUCUAGGACAGGGCAGGGAAACUGAAGCCAGAUGUGGUUCGAUUCCAGCUCCCUUCAGCCCCAGCCAGCAUCACCGAUGGUCAGGGAUGGCAGGCGUUGCAUCUGGAAGGCCACAGGUUCUCAGGCCCUGCUCUAUGAGCUGAAUCGUUGAGGGCAGAUUUGCGCAGUCUAAAAUGUAACAGGUAGUAGGUAUGAAUAGGAAUCAGUGUUUAUUUUCUUACUGUCCUGUGCUUACCUUUAGCAUACCCCAUGCUCUCAGCGUGUUGCAAGUAUGACGGCUGAGCAAAAAUAGGGAGGGGGAUGUGCUGGCAUGGGCAGGGACACACAGUUUUGGAUCUGCAGAUGAAGCAUAUGGGAAAUUUUGUUAGCUGACAUGCAGAGCUCUCUGGAGAGGUAAUACAGCUCUGAACUGCAGUGAGGACUCCAGAACCUUAUUUGGCAAUUGAUACAAAUUUAUGGGUAAGGAAAAGAGGACUGUGGCUCAGGUACAGCUUGAGGCAUUCUCAAGGCCAUUGGCCCAGAGCUACCAAGUUUAAUUUAUUCUUGUUCUCAGAAAAAAGCAGUAUCUUAUUUCACAUUUGGGUAACUUUUAAAAUAUUUCUUUUAAGUUCAAAAAAUUAAAGCUAGGGGAUGCAAAACAAAAUAAAGCCCAAACUCCUCUUUUUGUAAGUAGGAGAAGAGGUGAUGGUGAUUUCUGCAUUAUAAAAGCUUCUUUAAUGACACUUUAAACAACGCGAUGUCAACGAAGUAGUUUUACGAGUCUAAUAAAUUCUACAGUUGUGAAAUUUAAAAAUUGCUACUGAAAUAGACAUGUUAGGUUGAGCAGCUAUGUGCAAGACAGCAAAAUGCUCAGCGGCGCUUCUUUUUCUGUUCAUCUUUUCCUCUCCAAUUAAUGUUGCAUUUGUGUGACAAGAUCUAUUUGUGAUCCUAGUUCUGAUCAAGCAACUGAAUUUGUAGAUAUAUGCUGCAAAUACUGGGAUAUUUUCUAAAUAAUUACGGUUUUGUUAAAUAAAAGUAAUUGUAUUUA
This is a messenger RNA of Podarcis raffonei (Aeolian wall lizard), 6017 nucleotides long. RefSeq names its product cordon-bleu WH2 repeat protein like 1 (gene COBLL1). The transcript has 15 exons. Gene Ontology annotation, molecular function: actin monomer binding. Lineage: Eukaryota; Metazoa; Chordata; Lepidosauria; Squamata; Lacertidae. The record is from RefSeq and is a predicted model, not a curated record. The coding region runs from base 572 to 4159 and encodes 1195 amino acids.